Xenopus tropicalis (tropical clawed frog) is the source of this 2569-nucleotide messenger RNA. RefSeq names its product torsin family 1, member B (torsin B) (gene tor1b). Gene Ontology annotation, molecular function: ATP hydrolysis activity; ATP binding. Gene Ontology annotation, cellular component: endomembrane system; endoplasmic reticulum; endoplasmic reticulum lumen. The record is from RefSeq and is marked provisional. NCBI's taxonomy places the organism in Eukaryota, Metazoa, Chordata, Amphibia, Anura, Pipidae.
UCACGAUUUCCCUAGCGCCUAGAGAGCUAAUGGCAAGAAAGAGGCAGCGAAUGUGGGGGGUUAUGGGUCUGCAGUGGCCCCUGGUGCUGCUGUUGUUCUGUCCCCAUGUACAUACGGAGCCCAUCACUCUCGGUAUCGCUGUCGGUACUGCGGCGGUUCUUACAGGCUACUUAUCCUACCCGCGCUUCUACUGCUACUGGUCCGAAUGUUGUGAGCCGGAGCUGCCGCUAAACCAGACAGCCCUACUGGCCGAUCUAAGGCAAAAGUUCUUUGGGCAGCACUUGGCCCAGGAGGUGAUAUAUCGAGCUGUGUUGGGUUUCAUGAACAACAAGAAUCCUAAAAAACCACUGGCCCUGUCUCUGCAUGGAUGGACUGGAACCGGAAAGAACUUUGUCAGCAAAAUCAUCUCGGACAAUAUAUACAAACAGGGAUUCAACAGUAAAUUUGUCCAUCUUUUUGUCGCCACUCACCAUUUCCCUCAUGACAGUAAGGUCCAGCAGUACAAGGAUCAGUUGCACAUGUGGAUCCGUGGGAAUGUGACUCUUUGUCCUCGCAACUUGUUUAUAUUUGACGAGAUGGACAAGAUGCAACCUGGGCUUAUCGAUGCAAUUAAACCCUUCCUGGAUUAUUAUGACAAUAUAGAUGGCGUGUCCUAUCGGAAUUCUAUCUUUGUUUUCCUCAGCAAUGCCGGAGGGGAUCUGAUUACUCGCAAGGUGUUGGAGUUCUGGAAGGCAGGGAAGCAGAGGGAGGACCUGCAGUUAAAGGACAUGGAGAGCGUGAUUUCUCUUGGCGUAUUUAACAACCAAAACAGUGGAUUUUGGCACAGCAGCCUCAUUGACAAGAACCUGAUAGAUUUCUUCGUUCCCUUUUUGCCGCUGGAGUACAGACACGUAAAGCAGUGCGUCAUCGCUGAAAUGCAACACCGUCGCAUCCCGAUAGACAUGGAACUGGUGGAGAAAGUGACUAGAGAGAUGACUUACUACCCAAAGGAGGAGAAACUGUUCUCUGACAAAGGAUGUAAAACCGUGUCUGCCAAAUUAGACUUCUAUCUCUGAUUUCCUUUGGGCAUAAUGCCGCGUGCCUUACAUGGGACAUUAUGGGUUUGGGCAGCUCAGACUGGGCUAAAAACAACCCUUUGCACAGAGCAUUCCAUACGCACUAAAUAAAAAGGAAAUAUUUUUAUAAGAAUUUCAAUUAGAGCAAAUGGCAGCUCUAUUAUUGGCAUUAAGUCCUUUUAUUUCUGUUCUUAAAGGAAAACUAUAGCCUAUAAACAAAUGUCGCUAGAAAUGCUUGCCAUACUGUACAAGCCCAGAAGCCUAGCAGCCCUAUAACAUUAAUAAUUCAGAUCUUCAAAACUGUAUGCACGUUUCACUAUCAUCUGACCCUGUUAGGUCUGAAUUAAUUACUAAUUGGUCUUCUAUCAUGACUUUUAUUGUUUUUAUAUACUGUAUAUUAUGGUUGGUCCAUAAGCUCAGGUAACUGACAGGAGCCCAGAGCAUGUGGUGGGAUGGAGGGCUACUAGGGGCAUCUUGGGAGAGACAGAUCUUCACUGCUGAAGGCUUGUGGUAGCUUUAGGUGUGUACAGUGUAGCAUUUUUCUGUUGAGCAUUAGUUCUUCUUUAAUGCUACGUGGCUUGAAAACCUCUUUUAGGCGCUUUCAGAUUUUUCCUUUUCCCCCAACUCUGUAUUAAAACUCAGCGUAUGCUGUGGGGGUGAUUUUAACCCCUCUAGUAAAAGUGCUAAGUAAAACCUCUGUGGUUUGGAGAAACCAAAGAGAUGCUGCUACAUGAAUGUGUGUCCAUGUUGUGUUUGUAUGUUUAUAUAUUGUGCUGCUUGGGCUAUUGGCACACAUCUGUUUAGGAUUGUUGGAACAUCCUAGAACCCAGCUUUACCGGCAGAGAUGCUUUCCAUUUUCAGUAAUGAGAAACACUCCUCCUGUGUGACUUUUGGUUGGAAACAUAGAAUUCAGUAUGCCCAAGCAAAACCACAUACCAUUAGGGCCUAUCAUAGGCAGAGGGUUUCCCAUUCAUAAGAAGGGAGUGGCUGCCAGUCAGUGUGGGCGUUUUAUUUAAAGGAGAAGGAAAGUUGCAACCACUAGGAGGUGGCAAAUGUUAUCCCCCCCCCCCCAGUGAUUGUAAUCACUUACCUGAUAUUCAAGACUGGUGCUACUUUUGGCAGAAAACUGCACCAGCCUGGUGUACCAGUGAGUGAGCUAUCCUCUUCCUCUUAACUCCGCUUACUAAUGCACAGUAGAGUGAAAAGCCAAACUUUAAUAACAAAGACACCUUUUUUUAUACUCUACUGUGCAUGUGUUGGCCCUGGGAUUUCAAAGGAAGAAGAGGAUUGCUCGCUCACUGGAACCCUGGGCCUGAUUACAAUCACUGGGGGAUUGCAUGUUUCCUUCCCCUUUAAUGUGGUAAUGCAGCAAUCACAACCACUUUUUUGCCGUUGUGGUCCAUAGGGGCAGCUUAUUUUAAAAAGAAAUAUGUCUCUUGAUAAAUGAUUGUAAAUGAUGGGGGGGGGCGGCGGCGGCAAAUGAUUUUCAUAUUAUAAUAAAAUUAAUUUUACCA